AUGAAGAGGAAGAGCAGCGGUGCGCUGGUCGGUGCCAUCGUCGGCUCCACUGAGACUCGCGGAGCGCUCGAGGUUUUUUGCUCAUCUCUAUCGUUUGCAAACAUGCUGAUGUGCAAGGUAUUACCAAACAUCGGCUACUCGACAGCUUUGAAUGCAACGUUCGCACCACCAAAUCCAAAGCUCGAGAGAAUCACUAGAUCCACUGUCAGCGAGGAUGUAAAACGAAAGCGUCGACUGGAACUAGUAGACGCUGUUCGAACGAUGUUCCGCUCCCUGGGAGAUGGAAACAUAUCAAGAUCUGCGUAUGAUACUGCUUGGGUAGCACGCGUUCCUGCACUCGAUGGAAGCAACUCACCACAGUUUCCAAUGUGUCUUGACUGGAUCAUCAAAAACCAGUUCGAAGAUGGCUCCUGGGGUGACAAAGACUUGUUCUUCACCUACGAGCGCGUGUGUUCUACACUGGCAUGUGUUAUAUCGCUCAAGAUCUGGAACACACAAGAGAAGCAUAUCGAAAAAGGACUUGAAUUCAUCCGGAGAACAAUGCCCGCGCUGGAGACGGAGGAGAGUGCACACAUGCUGAUAGGAUUUGAGAUCGUCUUCCCGGCAAUGCUAGAUGAAGCUAUGGAGCUGGGACUGGACCUCGACUACUCGUCUCCAGUCGUGCACAAGUUCCAUGCUGAGAGAGAGAAGAAGCUCCAGAGGAUAUCGUUGGAUGUCCUCCAAACCCAUCCCACGCCUCUGCUAUACUCGGUCGAAGGACUCCAUAAGAGCCUUGACUGGCACAAAGUUGUAAAACUGCAGUGUUCAGAUGGUUCUUUGCUUUCCAGUCCCUCGUCUACGGCGUGUGCUCUCAUGUACACUGGAAACGAGAAGUGCCUGCAAUACCUCAACAACAUUCUUGAGAGAUACAAAGAUGCAGUACCAAACACGUACCCGGUAGAUUUAUUUGAACACAUCUGGAUUGUUGAUCGCAUAGAGAGGUUGGGAAUCGCUCGGUACUUCACUCGAGAAAUCAAAGAUGCCCUUGACUAUGUCUACAGAAAUUGGACUGAUAAAGGAAUAUCAUGGGCCAGAGGUACACCUAUUCAAGACGGCGACGACACUUCCAUGGGCUUCAUGGUCCUACGGAGUCACGGAUACGAUGUUUCUGCAGACGUCUUCAAGCACUUUCAGCAUGAAAAUGAGCACGGGUUCUUCUGCUUUGUCGGGCAAGUCAGUGAAGCAGUGACAGGAAUGCUCGAUUUAUACAAAGCCACGAAAGUUAUGUUUCCAGGCGACGUGAUUCUGCAAAAAGCGAGAGCAUUCACCAGGAGUUUUCUGGAUGAGAAACGGCGGAAGGGAGAGCUCAAUGACAAGUGGGUUGUAACGAAAGAUCUUCCCGGAGAGGUUGAAUUUGAGCUCGAUAACCCCUUCCAUGCUACUGUGGAACGAAUCGCUACGAGAAGCUACAUCGAUCAGUAUGGAGUAGACGAUGUUUGGAUCGGGAAGAGCCUCUACAGAAUGCCGUUCGUAAACAACCCAGUCUUUCUCGAGCUCGCAAAGCUGGAUUUUAAUACGUGCCAGGCAUUUCACAAACAAGAGUUUAAGCAGUUGGAAAGAUGGUAUGCUGAAAGUAGCUUCCGAAAAUUUGGAUGCUAUCACAGAGACCUCGAGCAAUCGUUUUUUGGAGCAGCAGCGAUAAUCUUUGAACCAGAGCUAGCGACUGCAAGGGUUGUGUGGUCGAAGUGUUCGUUUAUAGCAAGCGUUAUAGCGGAAUACUUUCGGAGGGAAAGUUCCAUAGUUGAUCUCCAAGACCUCUUAAAUGGUGUCCAAAGAUGGGAUCCCAGCUCUAUGGAAGACUCCUCGGACGACGUCAAGCUGCUAUUUAUUGAGAUCUUUCUGGAAGUCGAGAGCCAGAGCAAGCAAUGCCUCAAUUUUCAAGGCCGAAGUGUGAACAACGAGCUAAGAAGGAUUUGGAGCAACUGGUUGUCCAGCCUGCUAGAGAAAACGAGGUGGCGGGUUUCCAAAAAACGUCCAACACUCGAAGACCAUUUAAAAGCGUCAAAGUCGGACGUCGAACCUGCGGUUUAUAGCACGAUGUAUUUCGUCAAAGAGAAGCUCGCAGCUGGAAAGCUCUACCAGUUUUCAAAGCUCUGCACUGUGAUGAACUCGGCUAUAACUUUGGAACAAGACUUACAGGACUUUUUCUUCCAGGACGAUGACAGUCGAUUGAACAGCGUGAGCAUUUAUCUUGAAGAAAAACCUGGAACUUCCAAGGAGAGUGCCGUGGUUUACAUCAGAGAGCUCUCAGAGGAGCUGAUGAGGGAGCUUUUGCGUGAAUCACUGUGUUGUGACGACAAUCUUCCAUCAGCGUGCAAGCAUCUCUUUCUGAAUGGAGCUCGCCUCGCGAAUUUCAUGGUAGCAGCACGUCGAGAAUUAUCCAUGGAUGGCCAUAUACACAGACUUCUCUCUCAACCAUUCUGA
This is a messenger RNA of Selaginella moellendorffii, 2463 nucleotides long. RefSeq names its product copalyl diphosphate synthase 2-like. Gene Ontology annotation, molecular function: terpene synthase activity; magnesium ion binding. NCBI's taxonomy places the organism in Eukaryota, Viridiplantae, Streptophyta, Lycopodiopsida, Selaginellales, Selaginellaceae. The coding region runs from base 1 to 2463 and encodes 820 amino acids. The transcript has 13 exons. The record is from RefSeq and is a predicted model, not a curated record. Gene Ontology annotation, biological process: diterpenoid biosynthetic process.